CGUACCAAACAAACAACAAUUCAGACCUCCGAACCCUCAUGUGUUGAAUAUGCCCGCUGAAAUGGAGCUCGAUCCCGACAAUGUGUCAGCUAAAUCAUCGCCAUCUGCUCGGGUUGUAAUCCCCGGAGAUCCCGUGCCCGAGAUUCCGCCCUCAGAUGUCGUUAUCCUGGGACCUGGUCUUCGGCGAGAGGGACCCCACGCCAUUGUGACCCGUCCGGGCGUGCUUAGACACAAGCCCUUGCCAUCCUCGGCCGAGAAAUUGGCUCCCAAGGCCAUCUACUGGGUCGACACGCACGCUAAACGCUAUGUUGCCGCCCGUGGUGAGCACGUUAUCGGCGUGAUCUUGGCCAAGGCCGGCGACACGUUCCGGGUGGAUAUUGGCACAUCUGAACCCGCAUCCUUGUCCUUUAUGGCCUUUGAAGGGGCGACCAAGAAGAAUCGGCCCAAUGCGUUACCGGGAGAUGUAGUGUAUGCCAAGUUGUUGGUGGCCUCCCGAGAUAUGGAGCCCGAAUUGGUGUGUGUGGAUGCGUACGGGAAAAAAGCGGGCAUGGGCGUGCUCUCAGGGGGCGGGUUUGUGUUCACGACCCCAUUGCACGUGAUUCGGAAACUCUUGUCACCCGACUGUGUGCUACUAAAGACAUUAGGCGAUUCCAUCCCGUUUGAAAUUGCCGUGGGUAUGAAUGGGCGGAUUUGGGUCAGAUGUAAGUCCGUGAAGGAGACCAUCAGUUUGGCCAAUGCCAUCUCCGUGGCCGAGUACAUGAAUAAUGACGAGAUUAAGGCCAUGUCGGCCAAGUUGGUGAAUGCCUUGGCUGGAUUUUAAGGCGAUUUCUGUAAGGUGUAUGUACGUCAUCAUGAUAAUUGUCCCAGCGUCCUUUUUGCGGCUGGAGGGCCAAGGCCUGAAUAUUUCAUGUCCCUCAUUCACCAAAUGGCCUUUUGUCACCCAAGUUGCGCAUGACUAAUUGUGCGUCUGAAACUAAAAUGUUGGAAAAAAUGUUAUUCCCUUGGGUCCCCUCAGACAAAAAGAGAUGUGUUCAUUGUCAAGCAAGAAAAGAAAUGAUACACCCACCGUUGAGCUCUGCUUGAAGUAGAAAACCAUGGCUUGUCAUGGUGGUGAAAUAAGGGCCCCCAAAUGAUAAAUGAAUCGAAUAAAGAAAAGGCUUUCCGUGUAAGUUGAUAACAAUUGUCGCAAGCGAGGUUGAAACGAGGCUUCAUGUUUGCUUCCGGAGUCUGUUGGACCUCGAUUUGGUAGGGGAAACGAGCUCGACUUAACUCAGGACAAAGACAUCCAUUCGUGAAUUCCUUUUGGAUCCACAAGGCUGAAAGAAAUCACCAAUUGUCAAAUCCAUGUCGUUUUAUGCACUAAAAGGAAGGUCCAUUAGCUCAAUGUCUCUUUUCAAGACCAAGACCCUCUUAAACGACCACUACUAGUCGAUCAUUUCGAGCCUCUCGGCCUUCGUGAAAGAACGCAAAAUGGCCACUGACCGUGGCUUUUAGCUCUUGAACCCAGAAGAGGCAAAGACGGAGUUGACGAUGAUGAUGAUGAAAAUGGCCCAAAGUAAGGUUUGAAAGGAUCCUAGGAUCCAAUACUCUUUGUGUUUCGAAUAGAUGGGAUGGAUCACUGGAUUUUUCUAGUCUGACGCUUCAGGGGGUACCCUUUUUGUGACGGGCUCGACGAGCACAUGACUUAUCUCUAUAAAGUUAAAUGGACCACGACACGUUCCACUCGUGAAGUUGGAACAAAAAAGGGUUUGAUUUAGGACAUGGAUGCAAAAUAGCUGCCAUUAGAGGACCUAAGGCCCAUUGAUGUUCGCUGAUCGUGAAGUAUUUGAGACUUUGAUAAAAACGCGGAAUUUUACCCCUCCAUUGGGCCCUUAGAAUGGACAGUUAGAAAGGAAGUAGUGCAUCUAGCGCGGAGUCAAAACAUUCUCGGGACGCGUUUUUCGUAUAUUGCGCAGAUUUCCGAUCUCCUUUGUUGGAGAUUCACGGAGCAUUAUCCGUUGAGAUCAAAAUCAUCCAGGGUAUUCCAUAUGCCCGGGGCUCUCCUCUCAUCCUAAGACGGGAUUCGUAAGUGCACUUUUAUACUGGGCCCACUUUUUAAAAGGGAUUCCUCAUUGGGCCGAAGUACGCAAGUCUACCCAUAGCCUCAGGACGAGGCCUCGGGAUUAUGUUAAUACGCUCGAAAAUUGAGGAUUUUUAACAUGUGCUUCUAUCACCAAUUUCGAGACCACCUCGUAUAUUUUUUUAAAGCUCGAGACGUUCCGAGGUCCACUUCUUAUUAGAUAUCUAAAAUUCAAGUUCGGAAGGUCCUCUUUUGUCGAACCGGAUCUUCUAACUCUGUGCAACGAAUAGAUCCGUUGAAACCUACACACUGAUGAGGUCUCUCAUUUUAUAACAAGUAGUGUUACAGGUGAAUUUGUAUUGUAUUCUUGUAUGUAUGACUUUCAUGCGUAUCUUUCCCUUUCGUUUUGACCGUUUCUUCACGGAUUGGACUCUCAAAGGUUUGUACCUAACAAAAGCUAAGAAUAGAUCUCGAAGGAACAUCUUUGCUAAUGUCUACGCGCAUUCACAAAGAAAAUGAGAGUAGGGCACAACAGAGAGUGAAAACCAGCCAAGCUCUGGGGAUUGCUCAAAGGCGCUCUAUAUGAAGUGCUGCAUAGGGAGGCAGAUCUAAAUCAUGCGAUUAUUGUGGGUUUCUUUCAGAACCAUGCUUUGCGUAGGAAAUUGUGAUUGCCAAAAGAAAAUCGGACCGAAUAUCUGAAAUUCCCUUGUGACGAUGAAUAUAUAUUCUUAGGCUAUGAUGAGUAUGCUUUCGGGUUUCAAAACAGAUCUUCUAAGCCCUCCAAAGAUUCGAAUAGAUUGGUUAAUUACCCAAAUAUCCUUGAAAUUGAGGGCCAUAUAAAAUUUCAUAGUGCCAAAUAUUCUGGGUAGCGUCAAAGGAAAAAUCACGGAAUAUGUACCAAAAACGAAAUAAAUAUUUUUGUUUUUUCACUUCCUCGACCAGUUAUUGAUUUGUCAAAGAUACUUUCAUGAAGUGUGCCUUAGUUUUACUUCAAGUUUGGCCAGUUUUAAUUCAAAUCAGCAAAAAGAAUAUACAUCAUUUCAUUCAUUGUUUUCGCUGCAUGAUUCCAUGUAGCUGAAUACUUAAUAAGAGUUUAAACGUUUUCUUUUUAAGCCAAAAUCGAACGAAAAAAUAUUUGGAAGCGCCCGCCCGACUACAAAAUCGAGUGUCUCCCUUGCCAUGGAAAAUAGUGAGUGCUUGUCGCCCAUACUGUGCACACUUGGUCCAAAAAGAGUGCAUAGUUCGGUCCGCUAUGCACAUGGUUCGCGGGGGCGGAGAUCAAGCGCCUUGCUUGAGACGCAAGGCCAGAGCCAAGGUACCAGACCUCUCCAAGCAACGCACACAAGUAUAGUAUUGUACCACGGUAGUUGUUCCAGAAGUUGGACAAGGAGGCUGUCUUCGUUCGUUUCCCUCACUCGGUCCGUCUUCUUCUCUCUCACGGGCUCUUGGAAUGUUCCUUCCCAGGGACCUGAGCUAACGGCUCGUACUAAUGAAAAGACCUCUCGAAAGGCUAUCCAGACAGGGAAAACGAACUUUUGGCCCUUGGGCCUCCCAGGCUCUCCAAGAGGGAACAUGGAGCCACCUAAUUCCUGGGUGUAUCCGAAAAUACAACCCUCUACUAUGUACAUAUGUCUAGGGAUCUUUGCUGAGUUGUGAUCGUCAUCGCCACAGCCAACAAGUUCUAAAUCCCUUUUCAACGAAUGUUGACCCAGUGAGAGGACGAGACCCUUGCUCAAGGAGAACUGAAAUUUAGAAGCCUCUUCGAUGUUCGUUUCAUUUCUUCUCCGAGUUCCAUCACCCAACUAUUUGGUACCAAGAGGCCAUCCAGAUUCUCGUCCCCGAGCUCUCGUCCCCGGUUUCUCUCUGUCCCUUUUCUUCGCGUUCUUUCCCUCGCCCUUCUCUGUUAUGUACUACAAUCGGCCUCUGCUUGGUUCAAAGGGAACCCAAUCUUUCGCUCGUGUUCGUUCGUUCGUUAGUUCCUCCGUUCCGUUCCCUUUUCCAUUCCACUGCCUACAACACAUUUUGGCCCGGGGAACUGUUGGUAUAAGUGCCACUCGGGAACGAACAGAGCCCAUGUGAGGACUCUUGCAUACAAUCGUCCUCUUGGAAAACAAUCCAACCAUCAUUCAUUGCCUUUGUCUGAUCAUCACGACGGAUCCAUUUCACCCGAGACCACGAAUUUUUCGCCGCAAUCCCAAUCGUUAAGCCGGAGAGGUAACCUCGCAGCCAACCACACUAAUCUGUUUCUAACACACUCGAAAUCUUGUCCGUGUGAAGAGGAGCGUUUCUUGCCCGCCCAUUAGUGAUACCUGCCCCAUCAUCCCAUCACCAAACACCGACAAGAAUUGAGCUGACCAGUGGUGGAGAUUGAAAUUUCAGGUUAUCCGUAUGCAUAGCUGCCACAGCAUGUCCGCAAUUGUGCUUUUCAAUCAGCAAAAGAUCCGCGAUCGCCACAAGAGAGAGGCGCUCAUUGAGGCCUUCCGCAAGGCCGACAAGAAUGGAGACGGCCGCCUCACGGUCGAUGACGUCUACGGGAUCUACAUGAGCCACGGGGUCGACGUCACAAGAGAAGAGGUGCAAAAGAUUGUCGAGGCCGCCGACAAGGAUGGAACCGGCCUGCUCACCGAGAAGGAGUUCGUGGACAGUCAGAAGACCGGAGAAGGUGUGACGGUAAGUUGAGACCAAGUGUUCCUCAAGUGAUCCCUUUGGGAAUCAGUUGCCUCCAUUUCUUUGACUUUCAAUUUCCUUGGGGUGAUGGAAGACCCCAAAAGUCAAGAUGAUCGUCAGCAGCCAAAGGAUGCGGGUAAACAGGCAGAGCUGGCCUUCAAGCUCUACGAUAAGGACAAGGAUGGAUACAUCACCAAGUCGGAGAUGGAGAAGUUGUCCAAGAACCUUUCCAAAGAGCAAAUCGAGAAGGUCUUUGCCCGCUUCGACGCCGAUGGGGACGGUCGAUUGAGCUAUGCAGAGUUCCGAAAGAUGAUGAAUAAAUGAACAAGGUCAAAACAUGGGAUGAACGAGAUCUAAGACGCCAAAUUUCUUCUGGUUUUCCAAUUUGGGUGCUUGGGUUCUACGCCCGUUUGCUUUCCAACUCAUUUUCUGACAAUCAUGCAAAAUGGAAAAAAGAUUACAAUCAAGGUUAACCCCAAUUUCAACUCUUGAGGUGCCAUAGAAUUCAAGUCCCCUCCAAAACUGUACGCCCAUAAUUCAAUUAUGAUCUCAAUCUCUCUCUCUCUGUUUGAGCAUCCCAUCACAAUGUUUUUUAGUGCUCUUAAUCUUAGCCAUGUACGGAAUGAAACGAAAAACUUAUUAAAUCCAUUCUUUCUUGUAAAUUAGCUCGUUGUUUCAUAUACAACCCAAUCAUGUUGUGAAUAUGUGUCAAAUUCGGAAUGAAUGGUGGACUGAGUUCAAUUGCAUUACUAGAACUGAGAAGCAAAGAAAACCUUCUCAUUCCUAUAUUAUACGAAUCCCAUCCCAAUGCGUAUUACUGGUUACUUUUUAGAUUUCAAUCUCGUAAGAAUUAUCUUUGCAAUAAAAAAAUGCAAAUCCGCCAAA
Tigriopus californicus is the source of this 5611-nucleotide messenger RNA. RefSeq names its product exosome complex component RRP40-like (gene Rrp40). Gene Ontology annotation, cellular component: cytoplasmic exosome (RNase complex); nuclear exosome (RNase complex). Gene Ontology annotation, molecular function: RNA binding. The record is from RefSeq and is a predicted model, not a curated record. The transcript has 2 exons. The coding region runs from base 50 to 820 and encodes 256 amino acids. Gene Ontology annotation, biological process: nuclear polyadenylation-dependent rRNA catabolic process; exonucleolytic trimming to generate mature 3'-end of 5.8S rRNA from tricistronic rRNA transcript (SSU-rRNA, 5.8S rRNA, LSU-rRNA); U4 snRNA 3'-end processing. NCBI's taxonomy places the organism in Eukaryota, Metazoa, Arthropoda, Copepoda, Harpacticoida, Harpacticidae.